This is a messenger RNA of Leptonychotes weddellii (Weddell seal), 1992 nucleotides long. The record is from RefSeq and is a predicted model, not a curated record. Lineage: Eukaryota; Metazoa; Chordata; Mammalia; Carnivora; Phocidae.
AUGCCUGUGAAUUUUUCAUUGUCAAUGCUAAAUCCAGGCAGAAUUCUGGAAGAAGAAAUGACUAGGUAUGCAUACUAUUACUCAGGGUUAGGUGCUGGAGUUCUUGUUGCUGCCUAUAUACAAGUUUCAUUUUGGACUUUGGCAGCCGGCCGACAAAUCAGGAAAAUCAGGCAAGAGUUUUUUCACGCUAUUCUACGACAAGAAAUAGGCUGGUUUGAUGUCAGCGACACCACGGAACUCAAUACACGGUUAACCGAUGACAUCUCCAAAAUCAGUGAAGGAAUUGGUGACAAGGUUGGAAUGUUCUUUCAAGCAGUAGCCACGUUUUUUGCAGGAUUCAUAGUAGGGUUUGUUAGAGGAUGGAAGCUCACCCUUGUGAUAAUGGCCAUCAGCCCUAUCCUGGGACUCUCCGCAGCUGUCUGGGCAAAGAUACUCUCAGCAUUUAGUGACAAAGAACUAGCUGCAUAUGCCAAAGCGGGCGCAGUGGCCGAAGAGGCUCUGGGGGCCAUCAGGACGGUGAUAGCGUUUGGAGGCCAGAACAAAGAGCUGGAGAGGUAUGAGAAACAUCUAGAAAAUGCCAAAAAGAUUGGAAUUAAAAAAGCUAUUUCAGCAAACAUUUCCAUGGGCAUCGCCUUCCUGUUAAUAUAUGCGUCAUAUGCCCUGGCCUUCUGGUAUGGAUCCACUUUGAUUCUAGCAAAAGAAUAUACUAUUGGAAAUGCAAUGACCGUCUUUUUUUCAAUCCUGGUUGGAGCCUUCAGUGUUGGACAAGCUGCUCCAUGCAUUGAUGCUUUUGCCAAUGCAAGAGGAGCAGCCUGUGUGAUCUUCAACAUCAUUGAUAGUAAUCCUAAAAUUGACAGUUUUUCAGAGAGAGGACACAAACCUGACAGCAUCAAAGGGAAUUUGGAGUUCAAUGAUGUUCACUUUUCUUAUCCAGCUCGAGCUAAUAUCAAGAUCCUGAAGGGCCUCAACCUGAAGGUUGAGAGUGGGCAGACGGUGGCGCUGGUUGGGAACAGCGGCUGUGGGAAGAGCACAACAGUGCAGCUGAUGCAGAGGCUCUAUGACCCUGAUGAGGGUAGGGAAGAAAAUGUGCCGCCAGUGUCUUUUCUGAAGGUCUUGAAAUUGAAUGAGACGGAAUGGCCAUACUUUGUGGUCGGCACAUUGUGCGCCAUGGCUAACGGGGCUCUGCAGCCGGCGUUCUCCAUCAUAUUCUCAGAAAUGAUAGCGGUUUUUGGACCAGGGGAUGAUGAAGUGAAGCAGCAGAAAUGCAACAUGUUCUCAUUGCUUUUUUUAGGUCUGGGAAUUAUUUCCUUUUUUACUUUCUUCCUUCAGGGCUUCAUGUUUGGGAAAGCUGGGGAGAUCCUCACUACCAGGCUUCGCUCGUUGGCGUUUAGAGCAAUGCUAAGACAGGACAUGAGCUGGUUUGAUGAUCAUAAAAAUAGUACUGGUGUGCUUUCUACAAGACUUGCAAUGGAUGCCUCCCAGGUCCAAGGAGCCACUGGGAUGAGGUUGGCGUUAAUUGCACAGAACACGGCUAACCUUGGAACUGGCAUUAUCAUAUCCUUUAUCUAUGGCUGGCAGUUGACCCUAUUGCUUUUAUCAGUUGUUCCCAUCAUUGCUGUAUCAGGAAUCGUUGAAAUGAAAAUGUUGGCUGGAAAUGCCAAAAGAGAUAAAAAAGAACUGGAGACUGCUGGAAAGAUUGCAACAGAAGCAAUAGAAAAUAUUAGGACAGUUGUGUCCUUAACCCAGGAAAGAAAAUUUGAAUCGAUGUAUGUUGAAAAAUUAUAUGGAGCUUACAGGUAAUAAACAUAAAUGAUUUUUACUAAGAACCCAGUAUUUUCCUGAGGCUUAAAAAUUGUUCCCAGAAGAUAAUAAAACUGCUCAAAAAAAAAAAAAAAAAAGCCUGUAAGGAUGACAUUUUUUCAAUAGCUCACUGAGAAUAAGUAGCUUUUUGAUGCAACUGGGCUAUAGGAUUGGAUUUUUACAUCUUUUUUU